Messenger RNA from Syngnathus typhle (broad-nosed pipefish), 4703 nucleotides. Its product is annotated as zinc finger protein 208. The record is from RefSeq and is a predicted model, not a curated record. The transcript is spliced from 2 exons. Bases 278 to 4186 code for a protein of 1302 amino acids. Gene Ontology annotation, molecular function: RNA polymerase II cis-regulatory region sequence-specific DNA binding; DNA-binding transcription factor activity. Gene Ontology annotation, biological process: regulation of transcription by RNA polymerase II. NCBI's taxonomy places the organism in Eukaryota, Metazoa, Chordata, Actinopteri, Syngnathiformes, Syngnathidae.
AGAAGAACUUCCGGAGAAAAACGAAACCUCAGUCCACUGCACGACUCAGUUAAGCUUUGUACUCUUAGCGGUUUUUUUUUUUUUUUUUUGUCGUGCUUGGACAUAACGUCCUUAAAAAUCUAAGAUUUGCUGUACAAUGAUUAAUUUAACAAACUUUCAUAUGGCUUUACCCGCUUUGAUCUCUAUCUUCAUCGCUGCGUAAAGAUUGAUGCCUUUGCCGUUCGGCUAACGAGGGCCAUCAAAACAAGCUAGUGCUAACAAAACCGCCGUACCAAGAAUGGAACAAGUUCCGGCCGUCGUGAUGAAUGACGUCCCGGUGGAGGAGCAGUCCCCCUCCAUGGAUGUCACAUCGGCAAACAGCGAUGCGCCGAAGUCCGAGGACACUGCGGACAGCAAUCGUCCAGACUCGGGGCCAUACUGCUGCCAAGAUUGCGGAGAGGACUUUGGUGAGGAGGCAGCCUAUUUGGACCAUCGCCACCAGAACCCUAAUGGAAAGUGCACCAUGUAUUUGGGGCCAAUGGACGAUUCCGAUAUGCCUGACGAAGAUGAGGAAAGUAGUACCUCCUGUCAAUUAUGUACAUUGUCAUUUACCGAUAUGAGCCUCUUCCGAGCCCAUAUGGAAAGCCACCGUAUUCAAAGUUCUGACACCCAGCCGAUUCCUGGGCCCCCAAAGCAGAACUUGUUUGAAUGCACUGAAUGUGGGAAAAAAUAUUCCAUUUUAGGACACUUUCUCAAUCAUGAACGUACCCACAUACAAGCUUCCAAAUCUCUACUUAAUGACUUGGAACAUUUAAAGAAAAAGUCCUUUCAAUGUGAGACUUGUGGACGGAAUUAUUCUCGUGCAUCUGCCCUUGAUGCCCAUCGUCGUUACCAUGAAGAAAAGUUAAUUAAAUCAAGAAAAACUGAUACGAAUGCAGCCAAGCUCCUCAAAAAGCAGACAAGUGCCACUUCUGAGAAGCUUUUUAAAUGCUUUUGUGGGAAACCUUUUUCCGGUUUGAAGCAUUUGAAGACGCACCAGCGAUUCAGCCAAAAUAUUGACUGCUUUCCAAAAGAAAGGACAGAAAAGAUGAGGAAAAAUGUCUAUUAUUGUCGGGAAUGCAAAAAGUCCUUCAAUGGCCUCAUUGGCUGGUUCAACCACGAGAAAUGGCACGAAAACCAUUCGAAGGAUUCUCCCAACCGGUUUCCGUGCGAGACCUGCGGGAAAGUUUUCAUGACGGAAACGUUCUACAACAGACAUCAACGCAUGGCGCACGGUGGCGAGACUCCAGUGAAGUCGUUUCUCCACCAAGUAGACCAGGUGCAGAAGAAAGCAAUUGAAUGUACAAUUUGCGGCCUCAAGUUCUCCAGACUGUCGGCGCUUCACUCUCAUCAGCUUCAACAUGUCCCCGCCUUUGUGGAAACGGACAAAUUAGUCCAGGCGUAUUCGCCUCCGCUCCCUCAGCAGGAGACUUUGGAAGGAGAACUGAAAGUGACUCAGCAGUUGACACAAAACGCCGAAGAUCACCCUGAUGUCGAUGAGCCCGAAGAAGACGUGAUGGAGACUUACGAACCCGGGGACUUAAAUGUAAUGGUGAUAAGUGCAAGUGAAUCAGAGGACGAACCCGAGCAAGACUUGAACCCGAACCUCGAUUCCGGAUCCGACCAGGAGGGCCAAGACAAUGUUUCAGUCAGUAAUCUGGUUUCGAAACCGGAGCUUGACUUGAAAAUUGUACAGGUUGACCUUGACCCGGCUAAGGAACAGUGUCCCCCGACGACUGCGCCGGCGGAAGCCAACCAAUGCAGAGAACCGUUUGCUUGUCCGGCAUGUUACCGGUGCUUUGCUAGCGAGCCAUCACUGCGAGUUCACAUAUCGUGGCACUACAUUCGUAAGAAGAGACAUUGGACUAAAGGUCAGUCAGUGGAAGUUUACACACGUGACAAUGAAGUCCUUACCUUUGCAGCAGGUCACACUCCCGAUUACGAGAACGAAACUAACCAAGAAUCAAACCGGGCCGAUGUAUUUGAGCAGAAAAUUGUGACAUGUUACAUGUGCGGUACAGAUCUGUCACAUUUGUCCGAUCAACGCGGUCCGAAAACGCUGUGCCGAGAUUGCGAAAGGUUUGGCUUGUUCAACCGCAUGAGCAACCACGCCACGCCUAGCAAAGAGUCGGGUGCGACAAAAGCGUACAAUCCCAAGAAAACUCUUUUAGGGCCCAAAAUUUACCACUGCGAGCAGUGCGGGAAAGGUUUUUGGUCUUUAGGGGCUUACUCGCAUCAUAAGCAAAAUCCGAGUCAGUGUGACGACGUGCGGCUGAGGACGGGCGCCACGCAGCUGUUACACAGCGGGCGGUCUCGUUCUAGCAUGAAAGUAGCGUGUCCCGUGUGCGGUCGCAAGUUCCGACACAAGGGACUGAUGACGUUGCACAUGCGUACGCACGAAAACGGAAACCAUAAGUGUGAAUUUUGCGAGCGAUCCUUCCGCCUUUUUUCCAGUCUGCUCAGACACCAGGUGGUGCAUAAUGAACUCCUCCCGCCACCUAGUAAGUCUUUUCAGCAUCAGGUCGAGCAGCUGCAAAAGAAUACGUACAGCUGCCCCGCCUGCGGGAAGCUCUUUUCCCGGGCCAAAGCGCUUCAGUUCCAUAUGAGGUAUCACGAAAAUGAAAGCGAGCGCUCGCCAUCGCCGCCUCGGCCAUACGCUAGGCAGGAGGACUUCCGAUGCGCCGUGUGCCUCGAGCAUUUCGCCAACCGGGCCUCCCUGCGGGCGCAUAGAAAGCUGUGCGUUAAAAAAGAGAGUCACGGAAUGGAGCGUAAGACCGAAAACGAAAAUAUUAAGUCGGUCAAAUUGCCCGACGUGAACUCGAAAGGAAGCGCGUCGCCCCGUGACUUUAAAAAGGAAAUGGAGGAAGCGCCGAUGGAAAACAAAAAUGAUUUGAAAUAUAAAUGUAACAAGUGCCAAAGAAGCUUUUCAAUCGUUGGCGCGUUGAACUUGCAUAAAAGAGUUCACGCUAAAGGUAACAAAAAAAGAGCAAAAGGGACCUUGUCCUCGGAGACUGGCGAGGAAGCGUUAAGGAAAGGUUACCCGUUUCCCUGCUCGGAAUGCGGCAAGCGGUUUUUGUCGAACUCUGCCCUCGGCUCUCAUAAACGAUGGCACACCAACAAUAAUCUUUGCGCUCUUCGAGAUCCCAUUCCUGACGGCUGUCUAUCCUCCCCGCCGCCACAACCCAAUAGCGACACCUUGGACUCGUGUACGGGAACUCCCCUAACGUGUGCACAAAGCUUUUCUGUACCCGAGCACGCUAACACUUUAGAAGCCGAAGAAGGUGACUCCUCGCUCACUGCGACGAACGGGGUCACUGACGUCGAGUCCGAAUCCAGCUCGACAACACCCGUUGCGAAAAAUUACCAGUGUUCCUUCUGCUCGGACAGUUUUUCUAAAGCUAGGGGCCUUCGUGCCCACUCAUGGCAAGCCCACUCUGAGAGGAGAGAAGACAAAGCCAAGAGCGUGUCGGACGCUCAAUUCACAAAUUGCGAAAUUAAGAGUGAAAAUGUUUCGACAGAAAUAAGCCCAUUUGAUACUUCUGUCCCAAAUCUUGAAUGCGACCUUCCUGACCCGAAAUUAUACUCGCGGUCUAAAAUGGCGAUCCAAGCUCCUGAACUCUCAGGCAAGGUCUCGCCCCUUCUCAGCCGCCUCUCGGAACCAAUCGUCAAAUGUCUCUUUAAGUGCGGGAAAUGCGGCAAAGCUUUCCAGACCGAGGGACAGUUAGAAAGUCACAAAAGCAAAGCGAAAAGCCGACCUUUUGCCUGCGCCCUUUGCUGCCAUGGCUUUUUAACAGACAGCCAGCUGCAGCAACAUCUGGCCUGGCACGAUCAAGUCCGAUUUCGGCUGCCCGAUGAGGUUCGCUUACGCCUCAGCGCCGCUUUGAACACAGUCAGACCCACAGGGACGUACUUUCCCCCUCUCGCGUCAAAGAAGCAAGAGAGCAAGAAAGACGUUCUCUCGUCGUCCGUGGCGGCGCUCGAUGACUCGCGCGCCUUUUCGAAACGCCAACAGGCCGCCGCUGGCGAUUGUCAGUGGCAAAGCGAUGGCCUCGCUGCUGUUUUGUCAGGAGAUACAGAUGUCCUCACUUGUCUUGAAUGCGGGGCUACCUUUAGCCGGGAAACUGAUUUGCGAUGGCAUUAUACCAAACAUGCACAAGGCAUGUAUUAAAGUUUACAUUGUAAAGCUUCUUUGGUUUAUGGUGAUAUAUUAGACGUAUAGUCGUAUCAAAACAUAUAAGCGUAACACGUCGACGGGGAAGGGAAUCCGGACUAACUUCUUUUUCCGCUGUCGGCAAAAAAAAUAUUGAAGCGUUGUCUCAAAUGCGUAGCAGCUGAGCGAACCUAAUGUGUGCACUGUACAGAAUAAACAAAGCCUGACGUCGAGAAUUAAUAUCGUCGGUUUAAUGUACUUGUUGUUUUGCAUGAAUGACUACUAAGCCUCGCCCCCUUUCCUUUCCAUUGUUUAUCUCUAUUUUGCUAUUUAUUGAUUAAAUGAAAAUGUGGUGCUUGUAUGCAUUUGGGAUGGUUCCUAGAUAUUUUGCCGCUAAUUUUGAGGGAGACUUUGUGGAGUAAAUAUAAAUGAAGCUAUUUUUUCUCCCCCCCCGCCCCCUGAGGGUGACUAAAUGCCUGUUUACGUGCUGUUUUUGAAGCAACCUGUAUAAUAAAGGCAUCUAUUGUAGUCUGAA